AUGGUGAGAGAGAACGAGAGAGAGAGAGAGAGAGAGAGAGAGAGAGAGAGAGAGAGAGAGAGAGAGAGAGAGAGAGAGAGAGAGAGAGAGAGAGAGAGAGAGAGAGAGAAGAGAGAACGAGAGAAAAGAAAACGAGAGAGAAAGAGAGAACGAGAGAGAGAGAAAGAGAGAGAAAGAAAACGAGAGAGAAAGAGAACGAGAGAGAGACGAGAGAAAGAGAGAGAGACAACAAGAGAGAACACGAGAGAGAGAGAGAACGAGAGAGAGAGAGAGAGAGAGAGAACGAGAGAGAGAGAACGAGAGAAAGAACGACGAAAGAGAGAGAGAGAGAGGGAGAGAGAGAGAGAGAGAGAGAGAGAGAGAGAGAGAGAGAGAGAGAGAGAGAGAGAGAGAGAUAGAGAGAGAGAGAGAGAGAGAGAGAACGACGAUGUAGAAAAUAGAGUAUGCACGAAAACUACGACGAGUAAAAACGGAAGAGAAAGGAAUAAGGAAAACGGCUACGUUACUGAGCAAUGA
Molecule: messenger RNA, 516 nt
Organism: Closterium sp. Yama58-4
Lineage: Eukaryota; Viridiplantae; Streptophyta; Zygnematophyceae; Desmidiales; Closteriaceae
Source: the annotation of a GenBank genome assembly